AAGUGGCAAACAUUUGAACACUGCCUCUUUUGUGGUUUGGAAUCUACACUGUCCAUAUAUAAUGCUCCUCUCCUCUGUGAUGUACACAACAUAAACGCGUCUCUGUUUCUUUCACGUGUCUUGUAAGUGAAAUUUUGCAGUAGUUCGUGAAACCAACGUUUGGUGGAAGUUGUGGAGGCAGUGGUAUAUACUUAUUAACGAUGGAUAUGUGGAACGUGGUGCAUGCAUUAAAGCCAGUUCUGCUUAUGGUCAUCGUUCAGGUGGCAAACGCUUGGGUCAAUGUUCUUUACAAACUCGCCCUUAACGAUGGCAUGAACUUGAGUGUCAUUGUUGCUUACCGUUAUGUUUUCGCAACAGUUUUCAUUACUCCUCUUGCUUUCAUCAUUGAAAGGAAGACGAGGACAAAGAUGAGUUGGUCGAUACUGUUUCAGUCAUUUCUAUGCGGCUUAAUUGGCGGUGCGUUGCCUCAAAACUUAAACAUGGAAGCAAUUGCUUUAACUUCUGUAACGUUUACAACGGCCAUAUCGAACCUGGUUCCAGCCAUCACCUUUAUGAUAUCCCUCUCCUUCGGAUUGGAGAGAUUAAAUUUAAGAACAGGAGCAGGGAAGGCGAAGAUAAUUGGAACGAUAACCGGAAUCAGUGGGGCAAUGAUACUGACUUUCAUUAAAGGCCCAGAAGUGAAGAUGCUGUCUUUCCAUGUUAACCUUUUCAACCACCGAAACGGCAACGUCGUACAUCCUCACCCUUCUUCUGCCGUUAUGACCGUAUUUGGCGCUCUCGCCUCUGUCGCAAGCAACGUCUCUUAUGCUCUCUGGCUCAUCAUUCAGGCAAAGAUGAGUCAAAGGUACCCCUGUCCUUAUUCCAGCACUGCGUUGAUGUCUCUAAUGGGAGCACUGUUAUCCAUUUCUUUUGCUUUUUGCGUUGAAAGGGAUUUUAGUCAGUGGAAGUUGGGUUGGAAUGUUAGGCUUCUAACUGUGGCUUAUGCGGGUAUAGUGGUUUCUGGAGUGAUGGUAGCUGCGAUUUCAUGGUGUGUACGCACGAGGGGCCCAUUGUUUGUCUCCGUUUUUAGCCCUCUAAUGCUUGUGGUUGUGGCUUUUGCUGGAUCCACCAUUUUGGACGAGAAGCUAUACCUUGGAAGCAUCAUUGGAUCAAUGUUGAUAAUUUGCGGAUUAUACGUGGUUCUAUGGGGCAAGCACAAAGAGAUGAGGAAGAAUAAAUCUGUUCCAUCAGAAAGCACCAAUAAACCUGACUCGGUUCAAAUAAUGAUUAAAUCUCGAGUAGAAGAGAAAAGCAACGAUAAGAUAAUGAACAUGCAUGAGAAAAUGGAAAUGUAACACAUAUAUACACUACAAGGCAAGAACAUAAGUGAUAUGUCAUCAUACUGUACAAUCUACCCAACAUGCUGUGGCCAUAUUUUUCUAGUGUUGGCUAAUUAACUUCAUUUCCCUCCUCUUCGUCUUUCUUUUCUUAUGUCAUUGGUUUCUCUUCGAACCAAAUUAUAAAAACAAAUUAAACUUGUAUUCAAUUACAACUUAGAAAUGCAUUUGUUGACGCUAUAUAUAAGAUCAUUCCAAAUUAUUUUUAA
Messenger RNA from Cajanus cajan (pigeon pea), 1585 nucleotides. Its product is annotated as WAT1-related protein At1g68170. NCBI's taxonomy places the organism in Eukaryota, Viridiplantae, Streptophyta, Magnoliopsida, Fabales, Fabaceae. Gene Ontology annotation, cellular component: membrane. The record is from RefSeq and is a predicted model, not a curated record. Gene Ontology annotation, molecular function: transmembrane transporter activity.